This is a messenger RNA of Oenanthe melanoleuca, 6621 nucleotides long. It is a transcript of the gene TMEM40, whose product is annotated as transmembrane protein 40. The record is from RefSeq and is a predicted model, not a curated record. Lineage: Eukaryota; Metazoa; Chordata; Aves; Passeriformes; Muscicapidae. The transcript is spliced from 15 exons. Bases 4612 to 5481 code for a protein of 289 amino acids.
UGGAGUGGAUUUGUGUAUUCUAAUUUAGAUGACUGAUUUAUGUGGCGUGUUAGUGGUUCUGUUCUUCCCACCACACAUUAAUGUAGCAGGAGAUGGCAGUGUCCUCUGUGCCCUCACACCAUGCUGUCCUCAUUUCCUGAGAGGGCUGGGUGCUCUGUUUAUGGUCAGCAGAGACCUGUUUGUGGUCUGAGACCUCUCAGAGCCUAAACUGUAGAGAAGCUGUUUUGAAGCCUGUUACGAAGGUGCCAGAAUUGAUCUAGGGAGCCUGAGCCAAUCUACAGCUUGAGAAAGGUUUGCACUGUCAAAUGACACAGUGGGCUUGUGGUGCUCACUGCCUGCUGGACAGGCAGCCAGCCCUCAUGGAGUGAUUGGAGCAGUCCAGCAGUCCUCAUUAGAGGCUCUGAGGGUUGGGAAUGGGCUGUAGUGUUUUGAUCUGGGUGGAAGACAAGGUGUAUUGGCAUCACACUUUGCAUGGUGUCAGCAGAAGAGGGAUCUAGAACUUGAUUCAAGCUUUGCAUUGCCCAAAAAAGUUGUCUCUGAUCCAGAGUACAUCUUUUAAGAUAAAUGGAUUGGACCAGACUUCUUAAAUAGUUCUAGCUUUUAGUAAAUACCUUUUGAGCUCUCCCAGUGCCUACUGCGAGCAGACCCUAGAUUUUAGGAAAUGCUUUGAAAAUCAAAUGUAUCUUCAUCCCCUUUAUGUUGCAGGUGAUUGAACCUCAUAAUUCAGUGAGCUGAGGUGAUCUCAAGAGAGGAGUGUUUUAGGACAGAGCUGAGUUGUUGAGAGAGAGCUGCACUUUGAUCCUAAGAGCUUUGCAAGGCUGAAUUUUAAAGAUCCCAGAAGAUGGUGUCUGCUUGCAUCCUGGUGCCAAGGCACCGACUGCAGUGGAUGUCACUGGUGUAGUUGUCUCACAAAGAGAAGAUUGGCCUGCCAGCCUGGGAUUGCUGCUGCUCCCCAGGUCAGUGAGACGGAAGGAGUGUGGGAGGUCUCCAGAUUCACUGAGACUUUGUGUUCAAUUUCCAAAAGCUGCCAGCAGUACUGCUCUGAGCUCUGCAAGUCCUGGGACCUGGGGACUUGGCCUUAGAAUUUAAAAGCUUUAGGGUGGCUGUACCAUGAACUCACCUUUCCACUCACCUUCCCCAUCCUUCUCUCCCUGUGCAGUCGGACACAGCCUGUGUGUUUUCACUUUAUAUCACAGAAGUGUGGAGCCAGUAGUUGACAAAACCCUUUUUUGGAGGAGAGGAUUAUUCUUGGGUAUGUCCUGAAGCAGAAGUUCGAGAAUAAUAUCCUGGGGAAAUAAUAGAUAGAUCAAACUGAGUCCUGCUGACUUCAGAGUUGGGCCUGUGGAAGGUCUGAGGUUCACCUUGGCUGGGGGAUGCCUCAGCCAGUUUGGUCAGUGCUGCACAGAGCUGCUGGCCCAGCCCCAUCCCAGCUCUGUGACUCUGUGGUGCACCUGUGCCAACAGGUAACCCCACCAGGUAACCAAUCUGUGCCUCCUUACCUUUGUAGGCUGUUCUGCUUCCUGGCCUUGCCAUCUCCUGGCAGGUACAUUGCUGACAAAGCGGUGGGGGUCAGGUCUCAGCCUGCUUUACUGACAGGGUUACAUAAUGGAUUGCAGGACCAAACCCAUUCCACAAAACAUCAGGAUUAAAUAUCAAAAUCCUUGGCGUUGCCUGUGUGCUUAAAAGUGCCGAGGAGAAGGGCUUUAUCAAGAGGGAGGAUCAGCUGAAGCUGGGAAUUGUCUCUCGGGCUCCUGGGCAUCUGUGCUCCCCUGCCUUUGGCUCUGCUUCCAUGAGGCACUUCCAGCCCUAUUGCUAGACCAGAAAACUGGGGAUGGAAAGGGAGCCCAGUGAACUGGGAGAACAAGGAAGAGGAGAGGAGCAGAUGCUGGAGCAGAUUUUUUUGCAGGUCGCUCAUGGAAGCAGUUCUCCAAUUAGGGCAGUGGGUGGGGAGGGUAUCCUUAGACCCCCCGCUUAUCCCUGUGCCUGCUGCAGCACUUGGCUCAGCCAGGCCAGGGGCCAGACAACCCCCUCCCUCUCAUCACUUAGCCCAUUUGUGAGCCUGUAAUGUGCUGACCAUAAUAAAGGGGAGUUCCCACAAUGAGGGAAGGUUUCCAUCAUUACCUGUAGCCACUAACGGGAGGAUCUUGUGCUUGUCAGUACUGGAAUCACUCUUUUGCCUCAUGAGCUGUUGAUAGCAGUACCUGAGGAGGUCAGUAAUCCUUCAGGAAGUGAGUGAUACAUCCUGGCCUUUGAUUUAGCCUGCUCAAAUAGGCCUAGUUCUUGAAUUUAAUGGACUUUAGCAAAAAUGUUACUGUGUUAAUUUAAAAUACUAAUACAAUGAGUUAUUUAUUAUGGCAAGUAAUUCCACAGAAGGGUACAGAAUGAGAAAAUAAUUUCUAAAAUAUCCUAGUAAGGAUCUACUACUACAUGAUCUACUCUCAUAUGAUUCCACAAAAGCUUUCAUGACUAACCUCAGGCAUUUUCCCAGCCAAAAGCAAACAUCUUUCACAUUAUUUCAGCAUAACAGGGAAUUAGUGGUUCAGUGAUGGUCUGGAAGGAAGGUUAGGAAGCAAGUUGUAUUCACUGUUUGUUGCUUUUUUCUUCUCUCUCAGUCUCAUAGUUUAAAAAGCAGAAAGGUAGCUGUAAACUAUCUGUAGCCUGCAAAGUGCAGCUGGCAGUGAGGCAUAAUCCCCCUGCGCUUACCUGUGCUUCACAGGCUCACAACAGUUGUUGAAGAAGACUUUAUUUAAAGGAAAAUAAGUAGAAAACUAAGUAAAUGUACAGGAGGGAGUAAUUCAACCAAUCCAUUGGAUGAAAGUCAGGGUAGGGCAAGAGGAGUCAUGGGAAUGUUGAAAUCUGUCAGAAAUGUGAUGACUUAACAAGCAAUAACUAUGUACCAUCACUGGGCCCCUCCUACACUCACUUAGGAGUGUUUCUACAUUUCUCAUGCAACCUGCCUCUGUGACAAAUCUACACACACACUGCACCCAAUUAGUGUCAGACAUAAGAGCUGUUCUGCCUCUGUCUCACCUCUUUAAACCCCUCCUGGAAGCAAUUUUCCCAGCAUACAAAGAAUAAAUUACCUUUCUAAAUCUCUCAGAGGACAGUUCCCAAAUAAGGGCCAAGUAAAUACAUGUACCAUAUAGUAAAGUAUUCUAAUGCAUUAGAUAAUCUUCCCAGCAGUAGAUGCAGGGUAUUAGCUGCUUUAAGUGUUCAGUGUUACAGGUGAUUAAAAAUGUCAGGGGAGGUGAGACAAGGCACUUGAAUAGGCACCUGUAGAAAAGUAGUGGAAUAUCUUGCUUAAACAAACACAAACCCCAAUCCUUUCCCCCUCUCAAAGAAUACCAGAAAACCACAGUAAACAGCCAAACAAACUGGAAAAGAAAAAUAAAUGCAUACUAUAGGAAGUAAAACUUAAUUUACCUGUGUCUCAGUCUCUCCAGAAGCAUCAGGAGAUGAAGAAGUGAGGAGAGCAAAGGGAAGGAGUGCAAUCCUUCCUGGGGUACCUACUGCACUGGGGUCAAACCAUUAGCUGAAUUUGACAAAUUACUUAAGUGACCACACCUUGUGUAAUCAAUAGCAGAGUGUCCCAAGGAGUCUGCUUUGACACUGGCUACCACUCUUCAGUGACCAAACAUCUGCCACCUUCAGCUGUGGUACACUGGGGGGAUCUGUCCCCUGCUGUCCUACUCUGGUUUCCUUGUGGAGAAGGCUGGCUGGCUCCCAAAGCAUCAGCUGCCACUGAGGGAGCAGCAAGCAGCCAUGGGGUGGCUCCAGAUAACUUAUGCUGAAGGGAUGAGUGUCAGAGGCGGGGAGAAGGGCUGGAGGGGAUCACCAGUGGCCUUACAGCAGGUACAGGAUGAGCAGAGCCAGAGGCUUUGUGUUGUCAGCAGCCUCUGUGGCUGCUGGGGAUAAGUGGGAUGGAGAGCAUAUUUGCCUUUACUGUCACUGGCCCAGCUGCACAGGCAUUCCACCUGUGCCUCCCUGGGAUGCCCUGAGCCUUGUGCCCGGGCUUCCAAACCCUCAUCAUGGUGUCCUUGCUUAGCUUUACCAGAGCCCAAGCCCUCUCCCCACAGGAUGAGUUCUAUGUCCCCUGAUGUGCCAGGGAGGCCAAACAAGUGGGCCUGAGUCUCCAGCCUGAGCCGGGGCUGUGCUGGAGCAGCCACGGGCAGGAGUGAGGGGUCCUGGCUGCUGAGGGCCAUUAGUGCCUGAGGCGGGCUGGGAGCUGCACGGCUCCUCUCUCUGUGCCGGCAGGAUUGGUGCUUACCCACCUUCCCCGGAGCUCAGGCGCAGGGCACACGCUGCAGUGUGAGCUCUGCAGCCAGGGAGCCCCGGAGCCGCUCGCCCUGUGAGUCAGGGGAGGCCACGUGAGGGCCCGGCCCCGACGCCUUCCCACCGCCAGCGGCACACGGCAGCGCCGGGAUCCGGCCCGGGAGCCAGAGCCGCGCACAGCCCGGGAGAGUGUUGCAUCGACCACAGAGAGGCACACGGCGUGAAAGGAAACACAAACCAGGAGGAAACUCAGCUUUCACCUCGACCACAGCCUGCCAGGACAUCUUCCCGUAGAACCAACUGAUAGGACCAACCUAAGACUUGCAGACAGGCACAGCAAUGGAGAAUUUGGAUGUCCCAAUCCCAGAUCUUACUGAAGAACAGCAAGACAUUUUUCAGAGAGUAUUUGCUGCUGAUGCCAAGUACUUGGAGAAUCAUGAGAAAAUGAACGAGUCCUUCUGGGAAUCACUUGUAAAAUGCUUGGCCACUACUGACCCACCUAUCCUGAAUACUGAAGAAAAGAACAAUCUCCUUAACAGCUGUGAUGUCCUCCCUGGAGGCUGUGCUGCCUGCCUGAAAGCUGUAGAGAAGAAAGGAGUCAGGGCAAUGGCUCUCCUUUACCUUUUGCUGAAGACUUCCAACCCAUCUGGGUACAGGCAGCUGCCCAGCUCCAAGGGAAAGGAUGAAAAAUUGAAACUCCUGAAGAGAUUGGAAAGGAAUUUUCUCUAUUCGGAAGAGGACAAAAAGUCUGAAAACUCAUCCCAUGAGUCCAUGGAUGAAGAUACACAAGACAGUGAUGAGGAAGAUUUAGGAAGACAGAAGACUGAAGGCCAGUUACUUGGAGGAAUACCAGCAGAGGUGGUUCCCUACAGAGGUUCAGAGAUUGCCAGAAGAGAAAAUUCAGAUGCAGAUGCAUAUGAGAAGGAGAGCACUCACUCCCCUCAGUGGACAGUACGGUGGAUGGGCAUCCGGAAGGAUGAUGAAUUCUUUCAUUUUGUCAUUCUUUGCUUUGCAAUUGGAGCUUUACUAGUUUGCUACUACUACCACAAAGAUUGGACUAUUUCUCUUGGGAUUGGUUUAAUCACGUUUGCUUCCCUGGAAACCACUGGGAUAUACUUUGGUCUAGUGUACCGAAUUCGGAGUGUCAUUGACAGCUUUGUUCCCCUGAUUGACAGAUUCAGGCCAAGAGGCAUGAGGAAAGCUGCUUAGGAGGAGUAUUUCAGGAGAAUUCCCCAAACCUGGCUGUCCAAGUUUCCAGUACUAAAGGAACUGCUUUAUGAGGUGAAUCUAAGAACCAAAUGGCCAAUGUGAAAUACUGAAAUGUGAAACCUCUGAAAAACAUCACUCCUUUCCCUCCAAAAUAAACCUGAAACUGGAAUACAGGGCCCCACUCUGGAUUCUGAAGUGGUUUGGGGCUCGUGCUGCAUCUCUCAUUCCUAAUAAAUCACACCAGUCUGCCUGUGGUGUACCAAAAUCAACAGACCAAUUCCUGUGCUGGUUCUGGCUUAGGCUCUGGCUGUUUCUGUAGGAAUUUUGGCCUCCUCCUCCUUCUCCCCCCGGUGCUGCCCAGAGCAGGCAGAGGUCAGCACUGCUCUCCCGGCUGAGCCCCGGCAGUGCUGGCACUGGGGCUGAUGAAUUGAUUGUGGCAGAACUCAGAGCAGGGGGCGGGCAGUGGUUUCACCCGAGGAGAGCUGGGGAGAUGUUACAGGCCCUGACAGAGUGCUGCAGUAAUGAGAUUAUUAACAACAGCAGAUUUCAUCUUUUCUCAGGGGAAAAACAAAGUGCUUGAUUUGACUCAUCUCCGAACCUUUUUCUUUCUUUGAGUAAAAUCACCAUGGAACUUUGACAUUUCCUUUCAUUUUAUAGGAUGUGUUACACAUUGCAAGAAUGUAGGACUACUGCAAUCGUAGGAAGACUGCAAGAAAAGGGGGUAUCUUUAAAUUUUUAGUAAAUAUGUAAGGUCUUCAUACCCACAGAAUGAUGAAGGCAACCAGUUGAACAGAAAAAGCCUUAACCAUGGACUUUUAAGGAAAUGUAAAUCUGAAAGCCGUAAACCCAAACAGCUCAGAGUUUGACAGAAACCAUUUCAAGCCUUGCUUAGAAAAAUAGAAAGGUUACUUUUUGUUGUAUGUUAUUUGAAGCACCAGUGUCAGUCACUCUUGCCUGCAGUUCCAGCUGCACUGCCAGAAACACCAACACACUCAGGCCUGCACCAACAUAGCACAUCUGUCACCCAAUGCCUCAAGGGCUAAAACUGUGCAAGAAGGAUGAAUACAAGUUAUUUCAUAGUAUUUAUAUUCUCAUUUACAUGUCUUUGUAGAAAGAUUCCACCCUCCCAAACUACUGUAC